AUGUUUCGCGCUUUCUCAUCCGACUCUUCCAAGCUACCCGGCAGCAUUUUGAAGAACCUAGGGGAGGAGAUCCCUAAGGGUUUAGCAACCUCUUCUGCAACCCCUAUAAGUGAAACAGCGAGGACCUUGACCCAACUCCCUGUGAAACCUAAAACCUCUGAAGUAGGUUCUGUUCCUGUGGAGCCUCCCGAGGAAGAACUGGCCCCUUCUCCCCCAGAUAAGCUCCUAUGUCUGCAACGCAAAAGGAAGAGGGUCACUCCCUCUGUCCAAUCAUCUCCCUCUCUUCCUCCCUCUGGGCGAACUUCUUCCAAGACCUCCAAGGCAAAGACAAAGACUCCUUCUAGGACGUCUCCUUCCCCUGAUCCAGAAGUGGUCGAUUCUACUCCAGCCUAG
Messenger RNA from Zingiber officinale, 393 nucleotides. RefSeq lists its product as uncharacterized. Bases 1 to 393 code for a protein of 130 amino acids. The record is from RefSeq and is a predicted model, not a curated record. Lineage: Eukaryota; Viridiplantae; Streptophyta; Magnoliopsida; Zingiberales; Zingiberaceae. The transcript has a single exon.